AUCAUAUCAAUCAUAUCAAUCAUAUCACCUACUUCACCUUUUAUCUUAUGCAACAGGUAUUCGCUCCAAUGCCUCAGAUCUGGUAGCCUACGAAUCUUUGAUACCUUUUUCGCCUUAUCACUUAUCCUGAUUUAAGCUCACCUUACAUCACACCCUUAUCACAAGCGCGAGGAUAUCAUUCAUCCUCCAGUCACCAUCCGUGCCGCCACUGUUUUUAGAGUUAGGAUCGAGCCUUCCUGAUACAACCAAUACACCCUUCCAUCCAAGUCAUUAGCUUCCCGGCGAUAACCUCUACCGUUGACUAACUCAAUUGUACGACUCGUACAAAGUCAAAGGUUGGGACAAGCCAGCAUUAUUUAUUUUGUCUGGUCUUAAUAAACUCUUGGGGCUUUUUUUUCGGCCAGUCUUUGGUUGAGCAAUAAUUACUACAACAAUAAUUUGGUCGCGAAAGCUUACGCCGCUUAUCGCAUUCUCAACAUUCGCUAAUUUAAUCUUCCCUAUCUUACUUUUAUCAUUCUAUCCUACUUAACUCCUUUGGCAAAUUACCGACACCGUGUCUCACACGCUGGAUUCCGUGCGCGGCUGCGAAAAAAGGAUGGCGACUGACUUCAUAAUGCCCAGGCCAGCUGAGCAGCCGCAGGCGCAUUUCUAUCCUUAUCGCCAAAUGCCCACCGCGCCGUCGCCAUCUCCGACCUAUCCAUCUCAAGGAUACCAUUCUCAACAGAUCUCGCCCUUGAGCACUUCUACCAACGCCUCACCUACCUCCUCCAAAUCCUCCAAACCGUAUCAUCGUCAACGCUUACGGCCUCUCUACAUGCCCGCAGUUUUAAGACCGACCGAGCACCCCUACAAGAGGAAGACAGAAGCACAGGAGGAUGAUAAUCCGGUAUCGUCUAACAGCAGCUUCAUCAGCCUGGCCGGAUUGGGCGCGCUUAGCCGACUGAGUCGCCGUACUACAGGUGACAGCGGAAAGUGUGUAGAUGAUGACGAUGAUGACGAAUGGGACUUGGAUAUGUUUCCUAAGCCGACGGCGCAACCCACGCGGCAACACUGGAAGCCCGACACGGAAUCGACUAUUUGCGACGAGCCCUCAUGUAUGCGCCACUUCAACUACUGGACACGCCGGCAUCACUGUCGGAAAUGUGGCAACAUCUUCUGCGAUUCGCAUUCGGCAUACGAUGUUCCUCUCGAUCAAGACGCGAAUUAUAACCCACGAGGUACUCCGAGCCGCGCGUGUUCCCACUGUUUUUCAGAGUUCAAAGCGUGGCGUAGUCGGACAAAUAGCCAGGCUUCUAGCGACACGUCUUCCACCGGCAGAGAGUCGCAAACCGCACCCUCAAGCCCAGCCGCUUCAGCCCCGACGGCAAUCCAAGGUCAAAAUGGCCAUGAUCAGGACAUCGCGGCGAGCGUUCCACGGGACUGGAACUGGAGUACCUUCUGAUGGAUUUGGAAUCGGAUGCCUCCGUUAGGGAUAUAAAUAUCCUUUUAUACUCGAUACCGGGUGUCUGCGAAUCCGGAUUAGCCUUUACGUCAACUUCUCAGAGAGAAUUCUACAGACCUAAGUGAUGAUACACGAGACAACGGAUCUAAUCACAACGACAACAACGACAACUUUCCCCGCGAUGACGGGAUAUACAUACAACCUUCACAUAGACUAGAAAUUUCCAGGAUAGACUGGAACUACGGUACAGGUGCAUAUUUCUGCACGAAUCUCAUGCAUUGCAUGGUGGUAUCAUUGUUGGAUUUCUUUUCGGCCUACGAUACCCAACUUUCAAGUACUAAUUUCGAUAUCGAAUUCCAUUGAGCGGCGAGGGGGUGACAUGCGCAAGGGAGCGGUUAUGCGAUUGGUACUGAAUGCAUCCUGCGGCAAGGUGAUUACGGGCGUUUUUUUUUUUUUUUUUUUUUUUUUAUCUCAAUGAUAAAGGGACCGGUCAGGUAGCGUGCAUAUCACGG
Molecule: messenger RNA, 1953 nt
Organism: Daldinia vernicosa
Lineage: Eukaryota; Fungi; Ascomycota; Sordariomycetes; Xylariales; Hypoxylaceae
Product: FYVE-domain-containing protein
Exons: 2
Coding region: 596-1441 (281 amino acids)
Molecular function (GO): metal ion binding
Source: RefSeq, a predicted model, not a curated record